AUGACUUUAGGUGGUAGAAAACUCAUAAGUUUCGGUGUAGACGUGGAUGCAGUAGCAGGAUGGCUCGGGUCCUAUGGUGGGGAAGAUUCCCCUGGAGACAUCUCACGAGGAAUGUUCGCGGGAGAAGUGGGAUGUCCUAGAUUACUGAAACUUUUCGCCAAGUACGGUAUAAAAACUACAUGGUUCAUCCCCGGACAUAGUUUGGAUACCUUCCCGGAAGAAAUGGCAGCCGUCAGAGAUGCGGGACAUGAAAUUGGAUUACACGGUUAUUCCCAUGAAAACCCUACUGCCAUGAGCCCAGAACAACAGAGAGAUAUCCUCGAACACACUUUCAAGCAAUUAACUGAAUUUUGCGGUAAACCCCCUGUGGGGAGUGUAGCGCCAUGGUGGGAGGUCAGUAAGGAAGGUACAGAAAUGUUGUUGGAAAAGGGCAUUCUGUAUGACCAUUCGUUUCAACACCACGAUUGUUUGCCAUACUACCUUCGAAUGGGCGACAGUUGGAAACCAAUUGAUUACAAAGAGAAAGCUAAGAGCUGGAUGGAACCGUUGAAGAAGGGUGAAACGACUGGGAUGGUUCAGAUACCUGCUAAUUGGGAUCUCGACGACCUACCACCUAUGAUGUUCGUCAAAGGAUCUUCAAACGGAUUCGUGGAUGCUCGAACGAUCGAAAACAAAUGGAAAGAUCAUUUCACCUAUUGUCUGAGGGAAUACCCAGAUGGAUUCUGUAUGCCUAUCACCAUCCAUCCAGACGUCUCAGGUAGACCUCACGUUCUUAUGAUGCUCGAACGAUUCAUCGAAUGGGUAAACACCCAUGAUGGUAUAGAAUGGGUACCUAUGAAAGAUAUCCAAGAACAGUUUAGGAAAUCCAACGCUGCUCCACAAGGAGCCGUGAUGCCUAAGGGUUUAUAG
Molecule: messenger RNA, 909 nt
Organism: Kwoniella botswanensis
Lineage: Eukaryota; Fungi; Basidiomycota; Tremellomycetes; Tremellales; Cryptococcaceae
Exons: 7
Coding region: 1-909 (302 amino acids)
Biological process (GO): carbohydrate metabolic process
Molecular function (GO): hydrolase activity, acting on carbon-nitrogen (but not peptide) bonds
Source: RefSeq, a predicted model, not a curated record